Messenger RNA from Brassica napus (rape), 2295 nucleotides. Its product is annotated as protein LYK2-like. The transcript is spliced from 2 exons. The record is from RefSeq and is a predicted model, not a curated record. Bases 482 to 2281 code for a protein of 599 amino acids. Gene Ontology annotation, biological process: protein phosphorylation. Gene Ontology annotation, molecular function: protein kinase activity; ATP binding. NCBI's taxonomy places the organism in Eukaryota, Viridiplantae, Streptophyta, Magnoliopsida, Brassicales, Brassicaceae.
CUUAAACAAUAUAAUCUUCUUAGGACAAAGCGAGAGUGUACCAUUGAGAUUCACUUAGCUUGGGCUUUGCACACUUUGUGAAUGUUGUUGAGUUUACGAAGAAUAAGGUUCCAAGCACAAGAAGAUGUCCUUUCUAAUAAAUUAAUUAAUUAGAGAAACUUGAGUUGGGAUUCACAGCCACCCCUGCUGUCUGUCGACAAAAGUCACAAAACUCAGAGCCAGGCUCCGAUACUCGUUUCUGCUUUCCAAUAAAAUAUCAAAAAACAAUACUAGAAUGCUUUACGGGUACUUUAACCUUGUAAUUAAUUUAUUACUAGUAUAUGUAUAUAUCCAAGUGGAGGUCAUGUGUACAAAAUAAUUGAUCAAAUAUUUACUUGCAACAAAUCAAUCAAUUAAAAAUCAAAAGUUGUCCCACUUUCUUUUGGCCAAUAUAUACAGACACACCUAAACUGUAAAAGCCGAAGCUAGUCUAAACGUCAACAUGGCUGGUUCAGUUAGUAAAGAGUGCAUGAUAAGUCUUAUAAUGAUCUUUUUCACAUGGUCUCUCUGUGCAACUUCAAAUGAUCUGCUUAGCUGCGACCCAAAAGAAUCCUCUUCCUCCUCCUCAACUAGCUACGUUUGCCACUCAAACCUCCAAAAGUGCCGCACUUUCGCCACUCUAAGAGCCAAUUCUCCCUUGAGGGGCCAUGAGUUACAAUUUAUCCCGAUUGACUGCACAUGUAAUGGAAGGUUCUACGAGGCUCAUCUGUUCAAAACUUGCGUUAAAGGCCUGACCACGUGCCUGUCUAUAAGAGACAAGAAUCCUCAGGUAUCAGAGGAGAGCCUGGAGGAGAAGGUUAAGUUGCGGUUGGGGGUCAAGUGUUGUUGUCCAGAAGAAGGCGCCGCAAGGUUUCUCGUCACAUAUCCGGUGAGUGAGGGGGAAAGCGUUUCAAGCUUGGCAGACAAGUUCAACACAAGAGAGGAUGCUGCUAUUGUCUCUGCAAACAACAAUUCUGGAGUGGUUCCACGCACCCCUGCUCUCAUACCUCUUGAUCAUAAACCCCAGAACACCCUGCCGAGUCGCCAGAAGAAAAAGCGGUCAAAGAUGAAGAAGCUGAUGAUCGCUGUGAGCAGCGCGAUUGCUGGGGUUAUGGGUCUUAUCACUCUCAUAGUGUUGGGUUACUUGCACUGGAAGAAAGAGACGCGUCUGCAAAGCUGGAUAAGCAAUAAAGAUCCAGAGACGCGGCAGCUGAGCCUGAGCAUCCGCACCACCAGUGACAAGAAAAUCUCCUUUGAAGGGUCGUCACAGGAGGGUUCCAUAUUGGAUUCUGUUGCUGUCGUUGGCACCACAACUCCCCGAAAGCCCGUUGUGGAGAUUUACGCGUUGGAGGAGCUGGAGAAAGCCACUGAGAAUUUCAGCUCAACCAAUCACAUCAAAGGUUCCGUUUAUUUCGGUUCUCUCAAAGGCAAAGACUUGGCUGUCAAGCAAGUGAGCGCCGGUGUAAUGAAAAGAUUCGACUUCGGGCUUCUCAACGAUCAGUCACACUACUACAGUCACAACCUGGUGAGGGUUCUUGGGACAUGUUCCCCCCCGGGCCCGGAUGAGGGUGCUUCUUAUCUGGUUUUCGAGUACGCAAAGAAUGGGUCUUUGUGGGAUUGGCUCCAGAACAAAUUGGCCAUCAAGAAUCAAUUCAUCGAGUCUUGUUACUGUUUCUUGGCAUGGAAACAGAGGAUCAAGAUCUGCCACGAUGUCGCCAUCGCCUUAAAGUUUAUGCAUCGGAUUAACUAUGUUCACGGCAACAUCACGAGCAGGAACAUUUUCUUGAAUGAAGAUCUUAGAGGUAAAGUCGGAAACUUUGGCAUGUCGUCGUCAAAGGAUGACAACAUUGGUUCUUCCAUGUCUCCAGCUACUGACGUCUUCUCUUACGGGAUCAUCCUAAUGGAGGUUUUGUCUGGACAAACCCCAGAGAUGUUGCUUGGACCGCAAGAAGAAAAUAGGGCUAAUCCCGAGUGGAAGAGACUGAGAGAGUUUAUGAUGGGGGAGAAGGAAAUGCUAAGGGAAGUGAUGGAUAGCACGUUUGGGGAGAGCUAUUCAGUUGAUUCUGCCUAUGAAAUGGCAAGACUUGCAACAGACUGUACAGCAGAAGAAGCAGAGCUAAGGCCGAGCGCGGCUGAGAUUGUAGAGAGGGUUUCGAGAUUGGUGGAUGAAGAUGAGUCAGUAACAAUAAUAGAGAGAGAUAAUACCACCUUGAUUUCAGAGAGUUCUUACAAGCCUUUGGUAUGGAAAGGAGAUGAAUGCUAAGUUAUAUAUUAUUA